Molecule: messenger RNA, 2557 nt
Organism: Paramisgurnus dabryanus
Lineage: Eukaryota; Metazoa; Chordata; Actinopteri; Cypriniformes; Cobitidae
Gene: cfap91
Product: cilia and flagella associated protein 91
Source: RefSeq, a predicted model, not a curated record
CUCGUAAACUUUAGUAAAGCUCUUAAAUAUCAACUUUUUAAAACCAACAAGCAGAUAUGAGCGUAUCUGUGACACACACACAUCUCAAGAAAAAUGACAGCAACCGAGGUUUCAGGCAACAGAGGUUAUAUGAUCAUUUAUACGAUCCGGUAUGUACAUUGUCAGGUGAGGUGGACCACGCCAGGGAAAACCUCAGAGCUCACGCCUCUCUGGAUCGCGUGCGGAAGGUCCCAGAGUUUAACUCUAUGUUUAGUAAUCUGCCGCAUCAUCCUAGUUAUACCUUACGGCUUGAAACCACUGACCCUGUGCCUGCGUUCAUUGAUCGGCAAUGGAGAGGAUACGCUGAGCAGAGGAGGCAAGCCCUACAGCAACUGACAGGAGUUAUGUCAGGGAUUCAGAUGCAUAGACCAAAAGCUGAUGACGUGACAGGUGCGGACCGCUGGAAGUUUUUCAGACGUCCCAUGAUUCCCUUUGCACAGCAGAUCCCUCCUGAUGUUGUAUUUGCAUUGCCAAAGUCUGACCUCUUCUCUUCUCCCGAUGGUGAAGAAAAUCGCACUCCUUUUCAGCGCAAUGUGGGAGUUCAGACUGACUACCGGGAGAGUGAGACGCAAACAGACCCUUACACACCAGACUAUGUACUCCGUCCUGGGACGGCUCCCCCUGAGCUCCUUACCCUGGCUACACUCACAUGGGGUCGUGGACUGCCUGCAGGGCUAGCAGAAGUGGAGAUGAUCGAGAGGGCAAGAAUGAAGAGAGCCUGGGAGAAAACUCUGCCCCCGCUGGAUGACCUCACUCAACUGGAGAAGAGGAGAAGAAUGAUGGAAGAGAUGGAACGGAAGGAGUGGGCCUUCCGAGAGCACGAGAUAGAAAAGUUGCAAGAGGCGCGACUGACCCUGCUGAAGGAGCUCCUCCAUCAGAGACAGGAGAAACAGGAGAAUGUUAUAGUGGAGCGACUGGACCUAAGCUUUUCCCAGCAUCAGAAAGAGAAGGAAGCUCGGCUGAAGAAGAUACACAAUGACUACAUUGUUUCAAUGCGGAAGCUGUUGGCAAAGAGAAAGAAUGUGGAGGGAAAACUGGAGAGACGUGAUAUUAUAAAGGAUUACUCCGAUUAUGGGUCUCAGACAUAUGCUCCUCUGUCUCGUACUGGCCAGCUCCCUGAACGAAAUUCCAACCGUAAUGUGGUCAAGAGUCACUUUCUCAACACGUACCAAGGUCUGUUGGAGCUGGAGGCAGGUCUCCCCUCAUCUGUCAUGGAGCCUCAAAUCGAAGUGCCAAAACCUAAAACAACUAAAGGCUUCAUCUCGCGCUCAGCCCGCAGAGAACUGGAGCUCAUGAAGAUUCACAAAGCUUUGAAAGAGGAAAAGGUGUGUGUGGAGGAAAAGAAGCCUUUACGAUUUCUCUUUAAAAUAGAGAAGCCUGUACCGCGGCCCCCAUCUCCUGUGGUGGAUGGACCCCCUGAGGGAGAUGAGGAAAAGGAACUGGCUGUCAUCUUCCUACAGAAACUGCUCAGAGGAAGAUCUACCCAAAAUCAGAUGUUCGAGGGGAAGCAGAAACGGUUGGAGUUAAUACAGGAACUUCGCACCACCCACGCUCUCCAGAGGGAGGGACAGGAGGAAAAGGAGGCGGAAAAACAGGUCACACUUGCUUUGCAGAGCGAGAGAGACAUCCAUCGUGAGAGGGUGUCUCAGAUUGAGUCCUGCAUUGAUGGCCUGUCUGGUGAAGUGAUAGUGGACAUGCUGGAUUUUCUGAGCAAAGAGUUGAUCCGGCUGCAGGAGGAAAGGCGAAUCCAUGCUUUCGCUCUAUUGGCUGACAGAAACCGGCGUAUUCGUGAGGCUGAGGAGAGCGGGAAACGGCAGAUAGAGGAGAGAAGACGCCGAGAAGAGGAUGAGAUAUUUAAACAGGUGGUCAAGGUACAUCAUGAUACAGUAGACAUGUAUCUGGAGGAUGUCAUCCUGAACUCCAUUAAUGAGACAGCUGAUGCCCAGGCAAGAGAGGAGAUUCAUCAUAUGGCAGAGGAACUAAAUAACAUCACAUAUGCCAUGGAGGAAGCACGAAACAGUCAACAGUCUGAAGAGAUUGUGGCAGAGCUUGUCUACAGGUUCCUCAUUCCUGAGGUCCAGAAGAUAUCUGUCAGAGACAAAGUGCGCCAGAGCCAAAGAAGACACCUUCAGGCAGCUCGCUCCAUCAUCAAUAGCAGUGUCGGAUCUUUUGGGGUCUCCCAAUCUCCUCAGCCCCCAUCUCCUUCAGAUAGAGCAUCUUCAGCAGUCCUCAAUGAAAUGCUCGGUCAAUUAGAGGAGGCUGUUCCCACAACUGUGAGAGACAUUGAACCGAACACAAACAAUGAGACCAGCGCUGUCACAACAGACACUUACAUUGGUGAUAAUUAAUAGGAUAAUUAAAGAUCAUUUCAAGAGCAACAGUAAAAGAGGGGCUUUAUUGUAAAUGAAUGAUCUUUAGAGUAGUUCAUGGUUUGUAUUUUUAAGUUGUUUUUUUUCUGUACUCAUACAGUGUAAAUGAGCAUGAAUGAGUAAAAAGACAGAGAUUAAUGGUUACUCAA